This is a messenger RNA of Aphidius gifuensis, 1966 nucleotides long. It is a transcript of the gene spz4, whose product is annotated as protein spaetzle 4. NCBI's taxonomy places the organism in Eukaryota, Metazoa, Arthropoda, Insecta, Hymenoptera, Braconidae. Gene Ontology annotation, molecular function: Toll binding; growth factor activity. The record is from RefSeq and is a predicted model, not a curated record. Gene Ontology annotation, cellular component: extracellular region. Bases 13 to 1524 code for a protein of 503 amino acids. Gene Ontology annotation, biological process: innate immune response; regulation of Toll signaling pathway; central nervous system formation. The transcript has 5 exons.
UUUUUAGUGAUAAUGGGUUUUUUAAAUUUAAUAAUUUUAACACUGGUGGCAAUUGUACAACUUGUUAAUUCACAAUUUGGCGGGGGUGGACCAAGUACAUUUGGAUAUGAUGCAUCAUCAGCAUGUAGUAAACCAUACUCAAGAAAUGGAAGAUCAUCAUAUGAAAAAUUACCCUGUGAUUUUCAACGACAAAGUUGGUGUGCCGUUGCUGGCAAUACUUAUCCAUGGCAUGCAGUUAGAAGAUUUGUUCAAGAAAAUCAAGGUUUAAUGAGAAGAAUGUAUGGAGAUGAAAAACACAUAAAUGUAUUAAAAACAGAAAUUGAUAAAAAUGAUAUUGAAUCUGAUUAUGAAGAUAAAUAUCAUAAAUUUUUUGGUGAUUCAAGAAGUUAUAAUUUUGAAGAAAAUGAAGAUAUUGAUGAUAAACAAGAGUAUGAAUAUGAUAACGAUGACAAUGAAGAAUAUCAAGGAAGAGAAUUUCAAAAUAAAUUACCAGCAUUUCAAGAGUACACAAAGCCUCAUUUUAGACCAACUGAAUCAACAAUUAAAUCAUCAUCUGAAUCAUUAAAAAUAUCAACAUCAUCAACUUCAACAUCAACAACGACAACUCCUUCAACAUCAUCAAUAGCAACAACAACAACACCAACACCAUCAUCAUCAACAACAACAACAACAACAAAUCAAUCAACAACAUUAUCAACAGAAAAAAUACCAGAUAAAUUAAACAAAACAGUUGAUGAUAAUUUAAAUGAAAAAAUUCAAACAAAUAGACCACCAGUUACACUGUCUGAUAUUGCAAAAGUUAGAAAUUCAAGUUUCAAUGAAAUUCCAGGAUCACUUGGCGCUGUUAAAGAAAAUGAUACAAGCACAACUGAGAGUUUUAAUUUAACAGACAAUUGGUUUGAUGAUGAGACAACAUUAUUGCAAGAAGAUGGUACAGCUAGAACUCCAACGACAAUGCCUAUUGACAGAGUUGAUGUCAAUAUCGAUAGUGAAAAAGAUAAAGAUGAAAAAGAUAAUUUACCAUUAUUUAAUAAUGAACAACAAAAAUUUCGACCAAGACCAGAAUAUCAUCAUCAAACAGAAAAUAAACCAGCAACAUCAAUGGAAGGACAAUUUUUUCAAGAUGUUGCAGCAAAAGAUCCACCUGUUCUUAAACUUCGUGGAAUAAAUGCUUGUCCAGUUAAGGAAGAAGUUGUUGCUCCAUUUUGGGCAAAUAAUACGAGAGGUGAAGUUCUUGCUCUUCUUAAUCUUCCACCAUUUGAGCAAUAUGUUCAUUGGGAAAAAUGCACACAUGCAAAUAAACAAAUGUACUGCAGAGACGGUUGCAGAUGUGAACAACAAUAUCGUUUACAUCGUCUUCUUGCGUAUGAUCCAAAUAACGAAUGUCGAGGAAUAUUUAGUGAUUGGUUUAAAUUUCCAAGUUGUUGUGUAUGUAGAUGUUAUGACAUUGAAUUACGUGUAACAUCAAGAUCACCACGUAAUCAUAAAAAAAAAUUUAAACCACGUAAUAAUCGAUUGAAAUAAUAUUUAAUUUUUAUAUAAUCAAGUUAAAAAAAUGUUUUUCAAACUAAAUGACAAAAAAUUAAAAAAUUUAUAUCAUUGCGAUUGUGCAAGGCUAGUGACUCCAAUGAUUUAUAUUAAUCUUUAUCAUAACAAUUAUAAUAGAAAUAAUAAUAAUAAUAAUUUCAUAUGCCAUUUUUAUUUUUUAUUUUUACGUAGUAUUGUAUUAUUUACUGCUGAACUAAUUCAUCAACAUAUAUUAUUCUAAAGUUUAAAAUAGAAAAAUUGUAAAAGAACCAAAUAAAAAGUCUCAAAAGACUUUGAUUUUUUUUCUUAAAUUGUUGAUAAAAUUGUUGUUAAAAAAUAAAUAAGGAUGGAUAAUCAAAUUUCACAUAAGACCGAUAAAAUUUUAACUGUCAUCAAAUUUAUAUAAAAAAAACUAAUGAAAAAAUCUUAUGAUAUCAUG